AUGGAGACGGAGAGCUACACGCAACGCCUGGAAACCAGUGAUGGAGCUGGGACGAUUGCCGGCGUUGCAGGGGUGGGACUGGACGGGCUGGUUGGGCCCAGUCACCCCACUACCUGGUACAUGCCUUACCCAAUCAGCUUUCAGGUUUCUCUGACCAGCUUCCUCAUGUUGGAGUUGGUACUGGGCUUCAGCAGUAAUCUGACUGUGCUGGUCCUCUAUUGCUCCCAGUCUAACCUGGUCGACUCGGUCAGCAACAUGGUCACGGUCAACUUGCACAUCUUGGACAUUGCCGUGUGCGUGCUGUGCUUGCCGCUAACCGUCGUGGUCGUGCUCUUGCCGUCUGGCCGCGACCUGGCGCUCAUCUGCUGCUUCCACGAAGCCUGCGUGACCUUCGCCAGCAUCGCCACGGCGAUCAACGUGCUCGUCAUCAGCCUGGACCGUUAUGAUAUCUCAGUGCGGCCCGCUAACCGGUUCCUGACGCCGCGCUGGGCUGCGCUACUGCUGGCAGCGGUUUGGGCCAUGUCCCUGGCUGUCUUCUUCAUUCCUUUCAUAGAGGUGGAUUUCUUUUCUUCCCCUGAGGAGAGCGGCGCGCCCGACGCUGGACUGGCACCCGCUUGGCGUAACCGGACACUAUUGUGCGUUGGCGGGCAAGGCUACUACACAGGGUUGGGCAUGUACUACCACCUCCUCCUGCAAGUGCCCAUUUUUUUCGCCACCGUGGUUGUCAUGCUGUUCACGUAUUCCAGAAUCCUCCGCGCCCUGAACAUUCGCAUCGGCUCCCACAUGCGUCGGAGCCAGCGUCGGAGCGGCACGUCCUGUAGGGGGCGGCGGAGACGGCGAAAGAAGAAAGGUGGAACAGGACAUAUCGAAGGAGGAGGAGGAGGAGGAGGAGGAGGACAUGGAGGAGGAGAACAAACGACAAAUCAGUCCAAGCGCCUCUCCCACCCUCCCCUCAUAUCUUCCCCGACCCCAACUGCCACCUCGCCCCCUCCGCUCUCCACAGCGCCUCUGGUGGGCGCCGAAAGCGGGCCCACCUCCCCUUCCCCAGCUCCCGCUCCUGCACCGUCUUCCGUGGGAGUCCAAGCCUCCGUGUCGGCCAUCAUCGCCCUGCGGAGAGCUGUCCGACGUCACCGGGACCGCCGGGAACGCCAGCGCCGGGUCUUCAGGAUGUCCCUGAUCAUCAUCACCACGUUCCUGGGCUGCUGGGCGCCCAUCUCAGUGGCCAACAUGCUCAUUCUGGCUCUGGGACCCAGCGACGGCCUGGUGAAACUGAGGCUCUGUUUCUUGGCCCUGGCUUAUGGCACAACCAUCUCCCACCCACUGCUGUAUGCCUUCACCCGCCAGAAGCUCCGUCGGGUGCUGCGGGCCAAGGUGAAGAAACGGGUGGUGUCCCUGCUGCAGGUGGAUCCGUCUCCCGGAGGCACCGUCAUCCACAAUUCCUGGGUGGAGCCCCGUCAGGGACGCAAGGUGCGCCUGGAUGGUAGCGAUGCUACGGAUCGCUGUCUCACGGAACCCCUGUGA
Messenger RNA from Chanos chanos (milkfish), 1521 nucleotides. RefSeq names its product G-protein coupled receptor 22-like. Gene Ontology annotation, cellular component: plasma membrane. Bases 1 to 1521 code for a protein of 506 amino acids. The record is from RefSeq and is a predicted model, not a curated record. Gene Ontology annotation, biological process: cellular response to hormone stimulus; G protein-coupled receptor signaling pathway. Gene Ontology annotation, molecular function: peptide binding; G protein-coupled receptor activity. The transcript has a single exon. Lineage: Eukaryota; Metazoa; Chordata; Actinopteri; Gonorynchiformes; Chanidae.